AUGAACGGAGAAACCAGCAGCGAAAUCACACCCGUCUUCGGGCAACGGGCUCUACAGCAUUUCAGUUUUCAGCCCGGCUACCGCUCAUUCGGUGCAACACCGCGCAAGUUGCAAGAACGCGCACGCUAUUAUCAAACCCAGUUUGAAGAGCGGCCCGACCCAUGGCUUCGAUACGAGGCGCCCAAGCUGCUGGACGAGAACCGCGCGGCGGCCGCGGGCCUCCUCAACGCCCCCGUGGAGACGGUGGUGCUCGUCUCUAAUGCGACUGUGGGCACGAAUACCGUAUUCCGGAACCUGACGUGGGAUGACGACGGCCGGGAUGAGAUUCUGCAUUUUAGCACCGCCUACGGUGCCUGUGCCAAGACGAUUGACUAUGUGGUCGACUCGAGCGGCGGCAAGGUGACUUCGCGCGAGAUUGUGCUUUCGUACCCCUGCGAGGACGAAGAAGUCCUCGACGCCUUCCGGAACGCUGUUUCCCAGUCCCAGACGGAAGGGAAGCGGGCCAGAGUCUGUGUCUUUGACACCGUCUCGAGUCUCCCGGGCGUCAGGUUCCCCUUUGAGUCCAUGACCAAGGCUUGCAAGGAUCUGGGCAUCACUAGCUUCAUCGAUGGUGCGCAGGGCAUUGGGCAGAUUCCGAUUGAUCUGACCGCAGUCGACCCCGAUUUCUUUGUCACGAAUUGCCACAAGUGGCUUCAUGUACCAAGAAGCUGUGCUGUGCUCUACGUACCAGUCAGAAAUCAACAUCUCAUCUCGUCAACGCUGCCAACCUCUCAUGGCUACGUUCCAAAGAUUGGGACGAGAUUCAAUCCUCUUCCCCCGCCGGCAGCAGGAAACUCUGCCUUUGUUCACAAUUUCCAAUUCGUCGGCACUCUCGAUACGAGUGCGUACAUGUGUAUCAAGGAUGCAAUCGAAUGGCGCAAGGAAGUCUUUGGAGGCGAGGAGGAGAUCAUGAAAUAUAUACAGUGGCUGGCAGCCGAAGGUGGCCGGAGAGCUGCAGAGAUACUCGGCACAACCAUCAUGGAGAACAAGAGUGGCGGGUUGACCAAGUGCGCAUUGGUCAACAUUGCUCUGCCCAUGUGGGUGCGGCCAGCUCCGGGCGCAACCAACGCCCCGGAAGCGUUCACGCCACAACCAGAGGACAUUGUCAUUUCCUUGGAGGAGUCGCUUGGCGUGGACCGGUGGAUGCGAAAGAUAUUCAUGGAAGAGUACAAUACUUUCAUGCCUUUGUACAUUCAUCGCCAUCGCGUCUGGUUUAGACUAUCUGCGCAAGUCUACCUCGAUGUGCAUGAUUUUGAAUGGGCAGCAAAGACUAUGCUGGAAGUGAUCAAGCGAGUCGCCAAGAGAGAGUAUGAAACUAAAUAA
Molecule: messenger RNA, 1362 nt
Organism: Pestalotiopsis fici W106-1
Lineage: Eukaryota; Fungi; Ascomycota; Sordariomycetes; Amphisphaeriales; Sporocadaceae
Exons: 2
Coding region: 1-1362 (453 amino acids)
Source: RefSeq, a predicted model, not a curated record